AUGGAUCGUGAGAGUCGUUUCAUAUACUUUUAUUUUUGGAUAUUUGGUCUCAUAAAUAACGUCCUAUAUGUGGUCAUUUUAUCUGCAGCUGCCGAUAUAGUGGGUCCUAAUUUACCCAAAUCAUUAGUUCUGCUAGCUGAUAUCUUGCCUGCGUUUCUGAUCAAAUUGGUUGCACCGUUCUUCAUUCAUAAGAUUGGAUAUAGACAUAGAGUAUGGUCAUUGAUUCUCUUAAGUUGUUUGGGAAUGUUUUUAGUUUCUUUUAGAAAAUUAUCAAUAUGUUUAACUGGUAUUGUAUUGGCAUCAUUAUCAUCAGGCUUUGGUGAAGUUACAUUUCUGCAAUUGACUCAUAUUUAUAAACAAACGGGACUAAACGGUUGGUCCUCUGGAACUGGUGGUGCAGGGCUUGCUGGUAGUGGUGUUUACAUGCUAUUCACUUCUGUUUUAAAGGUUCCAGUAAGGAUAUCGUUGCUAGUCUUCAGCGUUUUACCAUUUGGGUUUCUACUAUAUUUCAAAUUGGACCACAGCAAACAUGAUCAUGUCAAUGAAAAUGAUGAUUAUCAACCAUUUCUCAAUUUCGAAGAGAUGAACCCUGAUGAAGAACCUGCAUCACAAGGCGUCUAUUCAAUGGCUAAAAGGAAUACGACUUCUAAAUUCGCUCACCAUUUCGUCAAAACUUGUUCUAGAUUGAAUAAAUUAAUUCUUCCAUUCAUGUUGCCGCUUACUACGGUCUACCUGUUCGAAUAUUUGAUAAACCAAGCAGUAUCGCCAACCAUGUUAUUCCCAUUGGAUCAAAAGGGUAUGCCCUUUUUUUUUCAUAAAUACAGAGACAUCUAUGUGACCUAUGGAACUUUGUACCAAUUAGGUGUUUUCAUCUCUAGAUCUACAGCUUCAUGGUUCCGUAUGAGAAAACUAUAUUUCUUGUCCGUACUACAGGGGAUAAAUUUCGUGUUGACAAUUUUCCAAUCAUGGGAUUACAUAUUGAAAACACCAUGGCCCAUUAUGGCGUUAAUAUUUUAUGAAGGUUUCCUUGGUGGUGCCUCUUACGUGAACACUUUUCUAAACAUUUUAGAAAAAUUACCACCCGAAGAGAGAGAAUUUGGAUUGGGCUCAGUUUCUAUUGCUGACUCAUUUGGUGUUUUAAUUGCUGCUGUUAUUGGACUGGCUCUCGAACCAGCUCUAUGUAAACACCAAGUUGCAGACAACAGACCCUGGUGUACUCUAGAGUAG
Messenger RNA from Zygosaccharomyces rouxii, 1227 nucleotides. It is a transcript of the gene YHC3, whose product is annotated as amino acid transporter YHC3. The record is from RefSeq and is a predicted model, not a curated record. Gene Ontology annotation, cellular component: vacuole; membrane. The coding region runs from base 1 to 1227 and encodes 408 amino acids. Lineage: Eukaryota; Fungi; Ascomycota; Saccharomycetes; Saccharomycetales; Saccharomycetaceae. Gene Ontology annotation, biological process: regulation of intracellular pH. The transcript has a single exon.